Molecule: messenger RNA, 750 nt
Organism: Linnemannia hyalina
Lineage: Eukaryota; Fungi; Mortierellomycota; Mortierellomycetes; Mortierellales; Mortierellaceae
Source: the annotation of a GenBank genome assembly
AUGUACUCUAAACAUCUAGCAGCACUCGCGCUGGUCGCCCUCACUGCAUUCACUUCUUUCACCCACUCUCUUCCCCUUCAAAAACGCAACAUCACAGGGACACCCGCCCCCAUUAUAACAGCCUGCACCGUGCCCAACUCCUUCGCAAUCACCUUCGACGACGGCCCUUCCAUCUGGACCCACUCCCUCCUCGAUUUUCUUGCCAUCGUCAACGUCAAAGUCACCUUCUUCGUCAACGGGUUGAACUACAAUCUGAUCACGGAGCCGGAGAUCGCAGCGGUGGUGAAGAGGGCGUAUUCGGAGGGCCAUCAAAUUGCGUCUCAUACUUGGGCCCAUGCCGAUAUCUCGGCGCCGGGGGUUGAUGUUGCUAGUCAGAUGAAGAUGCUCGAUGACGCACUGCUAAACAUUAUCGGCGUCCGCCCAGUCUACAUGCGCCCACCCUACGGCAACACAUCCCCAGACUCCCUCACCUACCUAAACAACGAAGGCUACAAAGUCAUCAACUGGCUCGUUGACACCAACGACUGGCGUCACCCCGCAGAUUUCAAACAGAAUUUCGAAGGCUACCGUGUAGCCCUCCAGGACCCCGCCGCGGUCGGAAAGGGCUUUAUUUCAUUGCAACAUGAUGCUCAACAGCAGACCGCCGAGGUCUUUGGAAAAUUGGCUGUCGAGUAUGUGUUGAGUAAAGGCUUUAAUGUCAUGCCUGUGGGUUCUUGUCUGGGUGAUACUACCGGUUGGUACAGGUUGUAA